CGUCCCGUUCUCUUUCUCUUACACGGUCCAAUUUUGUAGUUCUGAAGCUCCAGUUCUGAUUCCGCAGGUGCAGAGCCUGCGGAUAGAAUUAAGUUUUUGUGUGGCAGAGUCUGAAAGGAACCAUGAGAAAGGGCUCUUCAUCAUCCCCUGAUACUGAAGCAUGGUUCCAGACCAUGGGCCCUCUAGGCACAUCUAGGAGGUAUUCUUCAGGGGCGUGAUGGGCAGCAGAUAUUAAAAGCUACCUCAUCCGUACCAGAACGUUGACACAGCUGCUUAUCAGAUCCGUACCUCACACCCACCAAUGUCUACUUCCGAAGAAGGUCAUCGCCGUCGCACCCCUUCAGUAGAAACUAAGCUUCAUCGCAUUCCAUCGAGCCAUACAUUCCUAUCGAGAGGCACGGAAGAAGUUACACGUCGCAUCUCACCGGAGUCUAUGCUGCUUAAAAUGCAAAAGAGCAAUGAAAGAUGGGCUGAUGUCAACAGAUGGGAACGUGUGUCAGACGACGAGCAAUGCAGUACGCAAUGCAGUACUAACCAGAAGAGAAUGUCAGAGCGAGAACCUACAUAUUUUUGGGAAUACUCUGCGGUCAACAGAGACGAACGCCAAGCGGCCGCCUGGCCGUCGAUGUACUAUCAUGCCCUUGACUACCAUCAGUUGAAACGCUCAGCAAGCGAUAGUUCUAUGGGCCACACCCCUGGGGACGAACAAUGUACCAUGCCGGUAACUCCGAAAGACAGACCUAUUACUCCUGUGGAAGCAGAGCAAUCAAAACAGGUACGAGAUGUUUCGUUACAGCAACUGAGGCAGUGGCACACUGGAACAGCUCUACAGGAGCAUCAUGGUGUCUAUGCACAUCAUCUGGUGAAGAGGACACAAAGUCUGGAACCAGUGCCACCACUGACAGAUAUGCUACAACAGCGGCCACCACAACUUGUUACAUUAGAAAGGGGAGCAAUUCUGGAAGGACAGGAAGCAGGUCCUCUACAACGACAAAAAAUGUACGAAGGACGGAGGAGAAUAACGGAGUACGUGCCGACGGGUGCACCAACUAUGCUUCACCACGUUCAUUGUCACCAUCAACCACAUCAAGGACUUGAAAGCAGGCCAGACUGGAAACCGGCACUGGGCACAAUGACGCGUCGUCAUACGAUGCAUCAUCAGCACCUAGGGCAAAAACUUCCAGUCGUUGGGCACGUGCCACUGGGAAGCCCCAUUAUUCGCCACCAAAUGUUACAUCAUCCGCAUGCAUACCAGCCGCAGCCAGUGCAGCAAGCGGCACGCAGCCCUUUACUACAGCCACGGUUCAUACACUGUGGUCCUGCGUCUCGUGGUACAACACCAGAAACGCAGAGGGGCAGUCAACAACGUUUUCCAAGCGUGGCUCCAAGUGAGUCAGUGUUAGGGCAAAACACAACGGAGGCUACAGGACUAAGGAAGCCUGAACUACUGCUUCUACAGCCUCCAUCACUAGUGUGGUACAUCAAUCAACCACGCGGUGGUACGCCAAUCAGCUGGUCCUCAAAGACCUCUCUAAAGGACUAUGUGAGGCCGCUUGAAAUGACGCCCAAGGACGUGGCAGAGAUACGAAGGUUCCGCAGGUGUCGUUUCGUCCUGUUACAAUGGAUCGUUCUGUGGGUAUUCAUUGUCACCGUCUCAAUACUUCUCUUUGCCAUUCUCCUCGUGAGACACUCGCGCUUGCCUCGGUUGGACAAAGACACGGAACGGCGUCUAGGAUUGUUCGUCAUGCUUUCUAAUCCAAAUAUGUCGGUGAACGACAGCAUUGACAGAAGCAUCGUGACACUCGCUGACGAAUCCAGGAUCAGACAGUACCUCAGAGAGGUCACCUCUGGGACCCACACAGCUGGCGUAAAUAGGGACGAACCGCUGUCCAAGUAUGUUGAGAAAGUAUGGCAAGAAAAUGGGCUAAACACUACUGCAGCGGAUCUCUAUUCUGUGAUGCUGGCUGUGGGCGACGCUGACCACCUAAGCACAAUCUAUGCAACCAGUGCCACAAUGCCAUCUGUGAAUACGUGGUCGCCGAGCUUCGCUGCUCCGGAGAAAGCAAUUCCUGGUGUGGCUGAAAAGUUCGGACCAGUUUUCAACGCUUACUCCAGAACUGGAGUGGCCGAAGGUCAGGUCUACUACUGCAACCGCUGUCUUCGCGAAGACUUUGAAGGACUCGUCAAGAUGAACCUCAGCCCGGUGCAUAAGAUCUGUUUGUGCCGUUAUACCGCUGACGUAAGCCCCGGGACGGCUGCCAUGCACGCCGAGGAAUAUCAUGUGAAGGGCAUCAUGUUCUUCAUGGAUCCAGAGGAUGUAGCUCCAGACGAUGGCAAGCCCCAGUUUCCGCAUUCCUGGUGGAUGCCUCUAACCGCGGUGAGACGGUCAAAUCUGAGGUCCCCCGGAGAUAUCGGCGAUCCGAGCACACGCGGUUAUUCAUCCAGAAGUUGGUCUUCUGGCUUGUACAGAGCGAAAGGGAAUAACUUGCGUCUACCAAGGGUCUACUCGCAACCAAUAAUGGCGAGGACAGCUCAAGGUUAUAUGAGCAUGCUGCAAGGGAAACCAUGUCCUGACAGUUGGGCUCCCCAUCUUGCUUACAACUGUUAUAUUGGCGACAUGUCUGACAUCACGGUCCACAUGGAUAUAAAGAACAUCCUUCGACAGAUGCCCAUCGAAAAUGUGAUGGCCUACAUCGAGGGAGCUGUUGAACCAGAUCGCUAUGUCAUCCUUGGGGUCCCCUUGGACAGCUUCAGUACUGGAGCGGCAUCUCCAGGCACUGCGAUCACGCAAGCUCUGGAAGUAACCCGUAUCUUUGGAAGGCUGAUACAAGACAAGCAAUGGAGGCCACGAAGGACGAUACUGUUCACAGGAUGGGACGCGCACGAACUUGGGCACAUUGGCGCCACCGAGUAUGUCGAGGGAAACAGGCACGUGCUGAUGUCGAGGGCAGUACUGUACAUCAACUGCGACAUCUGUACCUCUGGUGGAGAGUUUAUGGUGUCUGGUUCACCUUCCAUAUCUGCUUCAUUCACGGAGGCCGCGAAAGUGGUACCACAUUUCAGCGAUCCUCACAAGGCCUACUAUGACGUUUGGCAGAAAGACCCAAAGACAAAAGUUACUGCUCAUGGCGUCCCUGUACUGCCUAUACUGAGGUCUGAGGGUGGCCAUCUUCCAGUUGUCCAGAUAUCUGGAGUGCCAUCUUUGGAUGUCGGCUUUGGGAACAACCACAGCCAUAGCUUGUACUAUCCAGCCCUUGGGACGGGCUAUGACACGUUUCAUCUUGUUGACAACUUCAUUGACCCAAACUUCAAGCUCCAUCGCAUGUGUGCUCAGCUGAUCGGGGUUGUACUGCGACGCUGGGCCGACGCACUCAUUCUGCCCUAUGAUUUCCAUCGCCUUCGCAGUGAGAUAUCCGCGGCCUUCGACGAGCUUUGCAGCAAGCACUCCGCCACAAUUAACCGAUGGCACUUCGACAUGGACCCUAUAAGCUCGGGCAUUACAAGACUAGGGAUGAACCUGGAUGUCAUUGCAAAAUACAUAAAAAGCUACAAAGACACGAACCCCCUUGCUACACGUCGACUAAACGACAUGAUAAUGUACGUGGAACGCAUAUUUGUGCAGGGAAACUUGCAGGGACUUGACCCAGGAAAAUAUGGGAGCGUGAGAAAUGUGGUGUUUGGCUGGGCAAGCACAAACACGCGUCAGAUGACGUUCUUUCCUGUGCUGGACGAACUGUUGACAGAGCAAGGCGUCAACAAGGAUGGUUUCGGCCAUAACAUCAGUCUUCACAUCUCGUAUGUCGCCUCUAGCCUCUUGCAAGCAGCUGCUUACGUGGAUGUGGGGCGUGUUAUCUGAUCCUUAAAACGUUGCGAAAAGCUCGAAAUAAAGAUUGCACAGCUCAUCAA
Ornithodoros turicata is the source of this 3906-nucleotide messenger RNA. RefSeq names its product N-acetylated-alpha-linked acidic dipeptidase 2-like. Gene Ontology annotation, molecular function: carboxypeptidase activity. The transcript is spliced from 19 exons. The record is from RefSeq and is a predicted model, not a curated record. NCBI's taxonomy places the organism in Eukaryota, Metazoa, Arthropoda, Arachnida, Ixodida, Argasidae. The coding region runs from base 302 to 3856 and encodes 1184 amino acids.